Molecule: messenger RNA, 333 nt
Organism: Seminavis robusta
Lineage: Eukaryota; Bacillariophyta; Bacillariophyceae; Naviculales; Naviculaceae
Source: the annotation of a GenBank genome assembly
AUGCAUUUCGUGGCAUUUCGCUGUCGCUUUCUACCAAGGGUUCUCCACUUGUCCUUGAUGUUGACUUUGGAUCGUCCCUCCAAUCUCAAUCCUCCAGCCUUGUUUCAUCACGGGGGCUCUCUCAUAUCGUUGGUGCCGGUUCGCCGUUUGCGUUUCAUUGCGGGAAUAGCACAUCAUCACCAACCCCGAUGUCCACGUCUGCACGAAACUGCCUCUGCCAUUGUUCUCCGUCAUCUGGAUGAAGAGCAAUAUCCACGCAUCCACGACGUGGGUGUUGUUGCUUCCCCCGUCCCCGUGAUUGACCAUUCGAUUUCAUUCAUUGUAAGCCUGUGA